This is a messenger RNA of Aedes aegypti (yellow fever mosquito), 3064 nucleotides long. RefSeq names its product eukaryotic translation initiation factor 3 subunit C (gene eIF3c). Bases 148 to 2880 code for a protein of 910 amino acids. Gene Ontology annotation, cellular component: eukaryotic translation initiation factor 3 complex. Lineage: Eukaryota; Metazoa; Arthropoda; Insecta; Diptera; Culicidae. Gene Ontology annotation, biological process: translational initiation. The record is from RefSeq and is a predicted model, not a curated record. The transcript has 4 exons. Gene Ontology annotation, molecular function: translation initiation factor activity; RNA binding; translation initiation factor binding.
AAUGGGAUGCCGACGUCGCAUCGCGAAAGCGCCCCUUUCUGUUCAGAGACGUCAAUCGAUUUUCCUAUGGUUGAAUCGGUGUGAAUCAUUUUCUGUGAAUUUCAUUAGGAAAUACUUGCGAGCCCGUACACGGAAAACUAUUGAAAAAUGUCUCGUUUCUUCGCCGGUGGUGGUUCGGACUCCGAUUCCGAGAGCUCGUCUGAUAGUGAGGUCGUAGCACGCCCAGCAGCCCCCCAAUUCACGUUCAGUGAUGAGGAAGAGGAUGUCAAACGCGUCGUCCGCUCGACGAAGGAAAAGCGUUACGAAGAUUUGUCCAACAUCAUCAAGAACAUCCGUAACUACAAGAAGAUCAAGGAUAUGUCCAGCAUGCUGACCAGCUUCGAGGAACUGACCAGAGCCCAUACCAAGGCGCUUCCCGUGAUCACCAAGGUCGAGAAUGGCGUCACUCCCCGGUUCAUCAUCCGUGCCCUGGCCGAGCUGGAGGACUUCAUCAACAUGGUUUGGGAGGACAAAGAAGGAAGGAAAAACUUGUCCAAGAAUAACUCCAAGUCGCUGGGAACGCUGCGCCAGAAGUUCAGGAAAUACAUCAAGGACUUUGACAGCGAUCUGAAGAAGUUCCGUGAAUCUCCGGACGCGGCCGAUGACGAUGAGGAAGAAGAGGAGAAGAAGGAGGAAUCUGAGUCGGAAGACGAACAGCAUGUUGCACCAGCAGCAGCUAAAGCAGUUAGCUUCAAGAAGGAAGUAAAGCAAGUGAAGGUCGAGAAAGAUGACGACGAAUCGGAUGAUUCUAUUGAUUGGGACAUGGAUUCCGAUUCGGAUGAAAGCUCGUCGGAUGAAGAAACUCAGUACACCAGCAUCCGUGAGCGUUUCUUGAAGAAGGCCGAAAAGGACGACGGGGAAGAUGCCGAAAACAAAAAGGAAAAGAAGAAGCUCCAGAAGGAUUCUAAGGAUAGGCUUAAGAAAAAGCGUGCCGAAGAUGACGAUGAAGGGUGGGAAGUGGUCAAUGGAAACCGAUCGACAAGUGCCGAGCAGCCUAAAAUGUUCGCUAAAGAUGCCGAGAUCGAUGUCAACGUAGUGAUCAAUAAGUUGAAUGAAGUGAUGGCCGCCCGUGGUAAGAAGAGAACCGAUCGUAAACUGCAGAUCGAAUUCCUCAGGGAACUGCGCACCAUUGCCGAUACCCAUAAUCUGGGAGAUGCCGUGGCCGCUAAAAUCCGUUUCAACAUUGUUUCGGCCAUUUUCGACUACAAUCCAAAGGUCUCGGAACCGAUGAAGUUGGAGCACUGGUCGAAGUUGCUUGAGGAAAUUCAGGCACUGAUCAAGCUCCUUCUGGCCAACGAUGAUAUUGUCUUGUCUGAAACGAUUCUGGAAGAGAAUGAAGAGUACGAAACGGCUCCCUACAAGAUUCGAGGUUGCAUUCUGACUGCCGUGGAAAGACUUGAUGAUGAAUUCACCAAACUGCUGAAGGAAUGUGAUCCUCACAGCAACGACUAUGUCGAUCGUUUGAAGGAUGAAGUUACCGUUAGCAGCGUGAUUGAGCAGGUGGUGAAAUACAUUGAACGCCUCGGAAACGACACGGAAACCUGCAGAGUCUAUUUGCGCAAGAUUGAUCACCUGUACUACAAGUUUGACCCUAAUGUGCUGAAAAAGAAGAAGAAGGAACUCCCGGCCAGCACUCUGACUUCCGUUGAUGAGAUGGAUCGCCUUUGUCGCUUUGUCUACGCCAAGGAUCAAACUGAUCGCUUGCGAACUCGUGCCAUCCUGUCGCACAUCUUCCAUCACGCUUUGCACGAUAACUGGUUCCAGGCACGCGACUUGGUGUUGAUGUCCCACUUGCAAGAAACCAUCCACCAUUCGGAUCCGCCUACCCAAAUCCUGUACAAUCGUACCAUGGCCAAUUUGGGUCUGUGCGCCUUCCGCCACGGCAACGUUAAGGAUGCCCAUCAGUGUUUGGUGGAUCUGAUGAUGACUGGCAAGCCGAAGGAGCUGCUCGCACAAGGUUUGGUUCCUCAGCGUCAAAACGAACGCUCGUUAGAGCAGGAGAAAGUGGAAAAGCAACGUCAGAUGCCUUUCCAUAUGCACAUCAAUUUGGAAUUGCUGGAGUGUGUGUAUUUGGUAUCGGCCAUGCUGCUUGAGAUUCCAUACAUGGCUGCCCAUGAAUUCGAUGCCCGUCGCCGUAUGAUUAGCAAAACCUUCUACCAGCAAUUGAGAUCCUCAGAGAGACAAUCUUUGGUUGGUCCACCGGAAUCCAUGCGUGAACAUGUAGUUGCUGCCGCCAAAGCAAUGCGCCACGGAAAUUGGAAUGCUUGUUCCACCUUCAUCGUCAAUAAGAAGAUGAAUGUUAAAGUUUGGGAUCUGUUCUACGAAGCCGAUCGCGUUCGUGAAAUGCUGAUCAAGUUCAUCAAGGAAGAGUCGUUGCGCACCUAUUUGUUCACUUAUUCCAAUGUGUACGCUUCGAUUAGUGUGCCUUACUUGGCGGAAAUGUUUGAACUUCCCAAGAGCAAGGUCCAUUCGUUGAUCAGCAAGAUGAUCAUUAACGAAGAACUGAUGGCAUCCCUGGACGACCCGACCGAAACAGUGGUCUUGCAUCGUUCGGAACCUUCACGCCUACAGGCUCUGUCUAUGCAGCUCUCCGACAAGGUCACAAACUUGGUCGACUCCAAUGAACGUAUCUUCGAAAUGAAGCAAGGCAACUUCUUCCAACGUGGUGGAAAUCAAGGUUACAACCGUGAUCGCCAAAACUACCGCAACCAAAACCAGAAUCAAAACUGGAGCGGCAACCGCCGUCAGGAUAACCGAGAGAACCGUGGUAACCGUAACCAAAAUCGCGAUCGCGAUCACCGUAAACAGCAUCGUGUUGAAUUCGAAGAGAAGGCUGAGUAAUCGGCUAGGGAACGCCGGAUUUGUAUUCCUAGUGGAAUAUAAGGAGCAGGGAGGUAUUAGGCGCAACAGCAUCGUACAUUUAAAGAAAACAUUUGCCUAAGUGUAGCAGUCUUAUUAAUUUGGCUAAAGUAUAAAUAUCCAGCAAUAGAAUGAAUGCAGAAAUAUACAAGUGUUGGUUUCCCGA